Lycium ferocissimum is the source of this 782-nucleotide messenger RNA. RefSeq lists its product as uncharacterized. Lineage: Eukaryota; Viridiplantae; Streptophyta; Magnoliopsida; Solanales; Solanaceae. The annotation marks the transcript as partial. The record is from RefSeq and is a predicted model, not a curated record. The transcript has a single exon.
UUCUGUCGCUUAUUCAGUUUUUUUUGCUCGACAACAGGUAGCAUUAUCAGGAUUAGAUUGUCUAAAAAGGGCGUGCAAGGUGAGACAUCAGCUUCCAAAGAGAAGCACUUGCCUAAGCUUGCUCAACAAGAAGCAGAAGUUACUGCCAGGACAAUUGCCGAAAGAGCCAAUCCUUUGUCCAAUACUACAAACAACCAAAGUUGUCGUCCUUCUCUACCAAUUGUAGUGCCAAGUGCAUCUACCUCUGGGCGGAUCAACAGUGUGACUGUGGACAGGGCAACUCCAUCAUGCUCCAAAGUGGAAGAGAACAGCGUAGAAUUUCAGUACAAGACUUUGAUAGAGAACUGGCGUCCACCAAGUCUGCAAAGUGAUCAUCUUGAUGUUGAUGAUGAUCAAGCGUGGCUAUUCCAAGGAAAACCUAAGCAAAGGAGAGUGGAGGAAACAAAUGUAUGCAGCAAUGACACAACUUGUGGAAGCUCUGCGUUGUGGCCACCGGCGCAAUACCUUCAGGAUGUUGAUUUGUACGCAUUGCCCUUCACAAUUCCGUUUUGAACCAUUGCAACUGUGUAUAGUUGAUUCUUUAGCUCUAUAUGCUGCCCAGGGAAUUUUGUAGCUGUUAUCCGGAAACAGGUGUAGUUUAACCUGGAGUUUAGUCACAAUGACAAAAAUAUUCUUUUUAUUUUUCAGUAGCGUGUUACAUCACUUCCAUGAAUAUCCAUUGUGCUGCUUCAAUCAGCAAGAUUAAUAUAGAAGUAUAUAGAAGUAGAUUUUCUUCUCUCAUA